Molecule: messenger RNA, 6038 nt
Organism: Hemicordylus capensis (graceful crag lizard)
Lineage: Eukaryota; Metazoa; Chordata; Lepidosauria; Squamata; Cordylidae
Gene: PLCD4
Product: phospholipase C delta 4
Exons: 17
Coding region: 450-2744 (764 amino acids)
Biological process (GO): lipid metabolic process; intracellular signal transduction
Molecular function (GO): phosphatidylinositol-4,5-bisphosphate phospholipase C activity; calcium ion binding
Source: RefSeq, a predicted model, not a curated record
GCGGCUGCGUCAGUUGCUGCAGCCCCAAGUGCCAACAGCAGGAGGUGGCAGGACAAGUCAGGUCCCCCAAGCCCCCAUGCCACCCCAAGAGCUGGCGAUACCUUGCAAGAGUGGGGCCCUCCUCCUCCAGCUCUAACAUCCUCUGUCCACGGGUAAGAUUUCUGAAUUGUAAAGACCUCCUCCACAGUGCAUCUAGGAGAGCCUGGGACUGGCUGCUGCUGCUGCUGCUGCAGUGCUCACAGAGAGCGAGACACAGACAGGAGGAGGACCAAGUGCUUGAAGAGGAACUAGGAGAAACUGCUGAAUUUGUCCAAGUGCUGCUGGACGCCAAUAUGCUUGGAAGUCGCAGCACCCUCUAUUCCUGGAAUCCUCUGACCCUAAUUCCAUUGGAUUUUACCCUAAGUCCUUAAAACAGGUGAUACUUGUGCCAGUGCAGGGAAAGAAGAACCAUGGCCACACAAAUACUUCCCUACAGCACCCGUGUUCAGCUGGAUGAGAACCUAGGAAAGAUGCAGCAGGGGACAAUGAUGCGCAAGGUGAAGUCCAAGAACUGGAAGAAACAACGCUACUACAUGUUGCAGGAUGACUGCAUGACUGUCUGGUACAAAUCAAAGAUGUCCGGCAAAGCCAAAUCUGCCUUCUCGGUGAGUGAUGUGGAGACUGUGCGUGAGGGACACCAGUCAGAGGUGCUGCAGAGCCUAGCAGAGGAGUUCCCACCUGAGUGCUGUUUCACCGUUGUCUUCUAUGGGCGCCGUAGUAACCUGGACCUAAUUGCUGGCUCAGCUGAAGAAGCUCAGUGUUGGAUCCAAGGCUUGCGGCGUCUUGUGGAGGUUGUCACUAACAUGGAUCAGAGGGAGAAAAUAGAUCAAUGGAUUUGUGACUGGUUCCAGAAAGCAGAUAAGAACAAGGAUGGGCGCAUGAACUUCAAGGAAGUGCAACACUUGCUUAGGAUGAUGAACGUGGAUAUGAACGAGUAUCACGCCUUGCGACUCUUCCAGAUGGCUGACAAAUCCGAAACAGGGACACUAGAAGGGGAGGAGUUUGUGCUCUUCUACAAAGCGCUGACUCAGCGGGAUGAGGUGCUGGAGCUCUUCCAGGAGUACUCAGAGGAUGGCAAGAAACUGACACUGCUGGAAUUUGUGGACUUCCUGCUGCAGGAGCAGAUGGAGGGAGAGGAUGUCGAUGAGCUGGCCAUGGAGCUGAUCGACCGAUACGAGCCGUCUGAAACAGCGAAGGCGCGCCACUCCCUGAGCAUUGAUGGCUUCCUCAUGUACCUGUGCUCACCAGAUGGCUCCAUCUUCAACCCUGAGCACAAGAAGAUCUUCCAGGACAUGUCGCAGCCCCUCUGCCAUUAUUUUAUCUCCUCCUCCCACAACACAUAUCUGAUGGAGGACCAGCUGCGAGGACAGAGCAGCGUUGAGGGAUAUAUCAGGGCUCUGAAGCGGGGCUGCCGCUGCCUUGAAGUAGACUGUUGGGAUGGGCCUAAUGGAGAGCCCAUCGUCUACCAUGGUCACACCUUCACAUCCAAGAUUCUCUUCCGGGAAGUAGUGACAACCCUUGAGAAAUAUGCCUUCCGGGUUUCUGACUACCCCAUCAUCCUGUCCAUUGAGAACCACUGCAGCAGAGAGCAACAAGAUAUCAUGGCACAACAGCUGAAAGGAAUUCUGGGAGAGAAGCUGCUCACCACCACCAUUGAUGGGCGUGUCCCCAUGCAAUUGCCUUCACCUGAGGAACUGAAGGGCAAAAUCAUUCUGAAGGGGAAGAAGGUUGGGUAUCUGGAGGAUUCUCUGAAUGGGCAUCCAGACGAAGUGUCUGAGUGGGAAGAUGUGGAGGAGGAGGAAGAGGAGGGACCAGAGGCAGAGGAGGAAGCCCUGCGCAAUGAAGAGAAAAGGAAAGAGAAGAAAGCCAAGCAGUCCCUUUCCAUGGAGCUUUCUGACUGCAUUAUCUACUGCAAGAGUGUGCCCUUCUGCAGCUUCCAGCACUCUCGUAGCCACUACAAGCCCUAUGAGAUGUCCUCCUUUGCCGAAUCCAAGACUCGCAAGCUCAUCCGAGAGGCUGGGAAUGACUUUGUCCGCCAUAAUGCCUGGCAACUGACACGGAUCUUCCCCAGUGGGCUGCGGACUGACUCGUCCAAUUUCAACCCUCAGGCGAUGUGGAAUGUGGGGUGCCAGAUGGUGGCCUUGAAUUUCCAGACAGCUGGUACAGAGAUGGACUUGUAUGAUGGACUCUUCAGUCAAAAUGGCUGCUGUGGCUAUGUAUUGAAGCCGAGCUUCAUGAGGGACACAGAGACAGCCUUCAGCCCUGAGAACCCCCAAAGCAGGGGUGAUGGGAGCCCCCUGAGCUUCGCCAUUAAGAUCAUCAGUGGGCAGCAGCUUCCAAAGAUACCCAACAGCAAAGAAGGCUCCAUCGUGGAUCCAUUGGUGCGAGUUGAGAUUCAUGGGAUCCCUGCUGACAGUGCCAAGCAGGAAACCAAAUACAUUGAAAAUAAUGGUUUUAACCCGCAGUGGGGUGAGACCCUUCACUUUGUAGUGUAUGUACCAGAACUGGCACUUUUGCGUUUUGUAGUGGAGGAUUAUGACAAGACAUCAAGGAAUGACUUUGUGGGGCAAUACACACUGCCGCUUACCAGUGUCAAAUCAGGAUACCGCCACAUCUACCUUCUUUCCAAAGAUGGCACAGGGAUCCCCCCAGCGUCCCUUUUUGUUCACAUCCACACCAUGGAGUCGACAACUGAAAUUGACUAGACGAUGAUCCCACCGCCACGCCUUAGAAUGCAACUCCUCCCUCUCCUUACCAUUUAGUUUGGAGAAUGUGGAUGAGCAAAAGAGACAAAAAUCUUAUGGAAGGAUGCCAUAACACUCCAUCUGCCUGUUCCCGUGUAGGACUGGACUGGACAGAACUGGCUACUUUGAACUACUAUAUUUAUUUUUUAAAACAAUUUUAUAUCGUUUUGCUGCUAUUUUAUUUUUUAAAAAAGUAUUGUGAUUUGCACAGAUUCCAGUAGGUCCUUGAAGAAGCCAUCAACCAAGUCAAAGUCUGUCCACUCAUACGGCUCAGUUAAACAAUCUACCUCUGCUGUACACCGAGGAGAGGCUGCUACACCUGCAAAAGGAACUUGCUGCCCAUCAGUACAUGUUGCCCAUCAGUAGAUGUCUUUCCAAAUCACACAUUUUUGUGUCUUCUAGUUCAACCCUCCGUAUCGAAGUGUGGAGGUAGGAUCUGCCUGAGCGCUUUUCAGAUUACACCCUGCAACAGGGUCAUGACAAAUCUCUGAAGUGUGCUUCCACACUUCCUGUGUUGUGACACCGCAGUCCCUACACUGACAGCAAGGUGCCGUUCAUGUUUCCAAUGCCUUGUUUCGAAUUUAAUUGCUGCGAUAUAGUGUUAUGACAUUGUAUAUCUGGCGUAAAAAAGUUGAUGUUUUUUCAGGUUGUUAGUUUUCACAAGACUGCUCCCCCUACUGUUUAUGUUUUGAAAGCCAUUUGCCUGAAUGAAAGCAUUUUGCUGCUGUUGAGCAGCUAACUUGGAAAGUGCCCUGGCUACAGUCUCUAAAGCAGGAUCAAAUAAUCAAGCUUUGCUGGAAAUAACUACAGGUGCUUCUACACACUACAGAUUUAUUGUGGAAUUGCCACCAUUUGUUUACUCAUUUUUGUUACAGGAACUCAUCAUCAUCAAACCACUGUUCUUCUAUGUUUUUCCUGCGCGUCAUCUGUCUUUUCAGAUUACAGAAAACUUGACCUUUUCAGUAGUGUAAUAUCCACAGAUACACAUCACCUUGGUGUUACUCUUCCAUCUUUCAGGGCCAUGGUUUUUAGGCAUGUAAUGAUGAGCCAAUGGCCAUGCAUCUGCACUUCAGUACACCUCAUUAUUACUUUUCCCAGUGAAUAGCAUUUUAGGACUGUUUGGUGUUUUUUUUAAAAGGAGACUUUUAAUUUGCACUAAAAUACUUUUUUGGGGUCUAUGUUAAAAAAGCAAAAUCUGGUGCAAUAGUACUUAACUGAAGAAGUGUUUUAAUGUGGAUUAAAAGUGAACAUGUUGCUAAAACAGUGAGCUGGGAUGCAUUGCUCUCACCACGCAUGACUAUAUCACACUCACUAAUAUGGAUGGAACACUGCAUGUCCCUCUAACAACAACAAAAAUGCUAUAUUCUCUUCCACCCACUGUGAAAAGUCAACUGCAAUUUCAUCUGUACUUCCUUCAGAAGAAACAUGACUGGAUAUUACUAAAAUGUGCUGACCUAAAAGCAUCCUACAGCUGGUAAUACAAGGGGUCUAUCAAUUGCAGCUCUUGUAGCAACCUCUUGUUCUUCUAAGAAUUAGUCCUACCUCCCAUUCAGAGAAAAGAGGUAGGGAGAUGUGAAGUGCUUUGUCAGAUCUUUUUCCUGACAAAUUUGUCUCAAAUCUCUCCUAUAAGCUAUAACCAUCACCCAGUUAGUUGCUAAGAGCGAGUUUUGCAUAUGCAUGUUCAUCUCUUAAUGCUCAAGGAUGAUGUACAGGUGUAAAACAGGCAUUGUACAUCAAAAGCCAUACAUGAAGUUGCUAACAAUACUUCCUAAGGGACGUAGUUCACACCUUUAGCUGGAAGUCACGAAGUGAUAUGCAAUGCAUGCUUGUGCAGAUCGGACCUCAAGCAAGGAAUAGCAGGGACAAUUGCCAUAAAAUGCUUGAACUAUCUUCAGGAUGGAAGGGCUACUAAAUCCCUUCCUCUGCUCUAUGGACUGGUUUUCUUUCAAGCAGCUGAUAGCUGAUAAGCUCUGGCAGCAGCCUAACUAUUACUUUUUUAAAUCAAAGAUGUAAGCUAGACCUAAGUUAGCCUUUGAGUCAAGUAGGAAUUGCUACUCUCAUAGCUAAGAUGUAUAUAGAUGUACUUAUAGGAACAUAGGAAGCUGCCAUAUACUGAGUCAGACCUUUGGUCUAUCUAGCUCAGUAUUGUCUAUGUCUACACAGACUGGCAGUGGCUUCUCCAAGGUUGCAGGCAAGAAUCUCUCUCAGCCCUGUCUUGGAGAUGCCAGAGAGGGAACUUGGAACCUAGAUGCUCUUCCCAGAGCGGCUCCAUGCCCUCAGAUCUUACAGUGUUCACAUGUAGUCUCCCAUUCAAAUGCAACCAGGGUGGACUCUGCUUAGCUAAGGAGACAAUUCAUGCUUGCUACCACAAGACCAGCUCCCCUCUUCAUGUCUUUCUAUAUGCAACACUAAUAAUAUUUACAUAAUGAAUGCAAAUCCUUCCACAGUAUGAAUACAUUGGCAUUUUACAAGCCUCCAUGAACCAACAUUGCUCCUUUUUCUGGCUGCAUUUAAGAUGCUUUCCAUAGUUUGGCCAGCUUAAUUUUGUACACUUACAGAAGCUUGCCCAUUUCCUUGCCCCUAGAGACCAGUUACUCGUAUGUAGCCUGAACUCAUUGUAGUUAAGUCUUGCUGCUUUUAGUCUCUGGUUGACCUAUUUGAGUUUUUUAAAAAUGAAACAAAUAGGACUUUUCACACAGGAGCCAGGGGUAGGUGAGUGGUAAACUUCUGCAGAAUAGAAUGUUAACUGGGUGACGGAGGCAGCUGGAAAGACGGAGUUGCAGAGACAGGACCCAGGGCUAAACCUAUUAUUCCAAUCCUCUUCCUGCACCUCCCAUCCCCCAAAUACUGUCGUCGUCAACCAAUAUGUUGGGGGCACUCAGUCUUUGGGGGCAGUUUGCCCUGCCUAUGUACCCUGGGUGAAAAUGAUAGGGGCUGCAUUUACACGUAACGCUGCCAGAACCUUAAGCUGAGGCUGAAUGGUGCCUUGUAGAUAUUGUACUGAGCCGCCUGAAAUCUAACUUAAGUAAAAACAGCACUGUAGCCAUGAAGGAUGCUGUAAAGUGACCCCAAAUCUGAUUACACUAUAUACCUGCACCUUGGCAUCUUUACAGAUGCAAUGUAUACAGUAAUGUGGAAUGCCAUUAUUUUCUAAAUACUGUCUCCUUUGUAAAGGACUGAGACCCUAGCAAACCCAGUCUGUUUAUCUAAAUAAUAAUAAAGCUAUUUAUAAAAUGAUGGAGCAAUCUACCUCCA